AUGGCGGCGGCCGUGGCGUCGCUGUACAGGCGGGUCCUCCCAUCGCCGCCGGCGGUGGACUUCGCUUCGCCGGAGGGUAAGCGCCUCUUCGCCGAGGCCCUGGCGGCGGGCACCAUGGAGGGCUUCUUCCCCCUGGUCUCCGUCUUCCAGACGCAGUCGGAGCCGGCCUUCUGCGGCCUCGCUUCCCUCGCGGUCGUCCUCAACGCGCUCGCCAUCGACCCGGGCCGCCGCUGGAAGGGUCCCUGGCGGUGGUUCGACGAGUCCAUGCUCGACUGCUGCGAGCCCCUCGACAAGGUCAAGGCCGAGGGCAUCACCUUCGGCAAGGUCGCCUGCCUCGCGCACUGCUCCGGCGCCGACGUCGAAUCCUUCCGCGCUAACCGGGUCACCAUCCACGACCUACGGCGGCAUCUCAUCCGAUGCGUCUCCUCCCAGGACUGCCAUCUUAUUGCUUCCUACCACAGGAAGGCUUUCCAACAGACUGGAACUGGGCAUUUCUCCCCAAUUGGUGGCUACCAUGCCGGGCAGGAUAUGGCGCUCAUCUUGGAUGUCGCCCGUUUCAAAUAUCCUCCACAUUGGGUUCCAUUGCAACUUCUUUGGGAAGCCAUGAAUACAACUGAUGACUCAACUGGACUUCUCAGAGGGUUCAUGCUUAUAUCAAGACAGACUGCAGCUCCUUCAUCAUUGUACACAGUGAGUUGCAGAGAUGAAAACUGGAAAAGCAUGGCAAAGUAUUGUGUUGAAGAUUUACCAAAUCUUUUGAAGGCAGAAAAUCUAGACAAUGUUCCAGCGCUUUUGUCCCGUUUAAUUGAGUCUCUUCCAGCUGAUGCUGAAUCUUUGAUCAAAUGGGUUGUAGAAGUUAGGAGAAAAGAGGAGGGUGGACCAAGCUUAAGCAAAGAGGAGAAAGAAAGACUUUUCUUGAAGGAAAAUGUACUACAGCAAGUUCGUGAUACCAGGCUAUUUGCCAUAGUCCAUGAUCAGCAGUAUGCUAAUAAACCAUGUUGUAAUUGCUCAUCGCCGAGCGAAGAAGAUUCCCUUACUAGGAUUGCAGCAGUUGUUUGCUGUCAGGGAGCUGCAAUGCUAUCAGGAAACCUUGUGCCAAGAGAUGCCUUCUGCUGCAAAGAAACAUGUAUGAAAUGUGUACAAGCGAACGGUGAUGGGCUUAAGACUGUUAUCUCAGGCUCCGUGGUAUCUGAAGGCAGUGAACAAGGUGUUGAUAUGCUUUUACCAAUGUCUUCACCUGGUGCCAGUUCAUGCAAUUCAAACUUGAAGAACAAUGUCAUCAAAUAUCCAUCAAGUGUGGAUGUUCUAACUGUUCUUCUGCUGGCUUUACAUCCCAACACGUGGUUGGGCAUCACAGAUGAGAAGCUGAAAGCUGAAUUUCAGACUCUUAUUUCAACAGACAGUCUACCUGAUGAUCUGAAACGAGAGAUAUUGCAUCUAAGGCGGCAACUCUAUUAUCUAAAGGCCUGUAAAGAAGAGGGAUGUGAAGAUGCCGAGCAGCCAUCGCCUAAGCAGCAGUCCUGA
Miscanthus lutarioriparius is the source of this 1524-nucleotide messenger RNA. NCBI's taxonomy places the organism in Eukaryota, Viridiplantae, Streptophyta, Magnoliopsida, Poales, Poaceae. The record is from the annotation of a GenBank genome assembly.